Messenger RNA from Nanorana parkeri, 1745 nucleotides. It is a transcript of the gene PURG, whose product is annotated as purine rich element binding protein G. Gene Ontology annotation, biological process: regulation of transcription by RNA polymerase II. Gene Ontology annotation, cellular component: nucleus. Bases 316 to 1290 code for a protein of 324 amino acids. The transcript has 3 exons. NCBI's taxonomy places the organism in Eukaryota, Metazoa, Chordata, Amphibia, Anura, Dicroglossidae. The record is from RefSeq and is a predicted model, not a curated record. Gene Ontology annotation, molecular function: purine-rich negative regulatory element binding; DNA-binding transcription factor activity, RNA polymerase II-specific; RNA polymerase II transcription regulatory region sequence-specific DNA binding.
CUCACUGUAGUCGGCAUUCUGAUUGGUCAAGCCGUAUCUCCCACAAUCCUAUCCGCCAGUACAGACAGCUUCCGCCUUGUCAGGCUUGUCUCCAGGACCUUGCCGCUUCGUGGUGGUGACGUCAUUCUGCGCCAACGCGCAGAUGGAGAAAUCAUUCUUGGACGGCCAUGAAAACAGGAGGAGCGCUGGUGUCCAGGCUGAACCGAGGAGCGGGGAGGCCUGCAAUGUAACAGAGUUGCAACUUUGGUGUUGAAGAGGGUACUGAAAGACCUUGAUGAUAUUUUUGCUUGGGCAUAGUUGUUUGAGAGAAUAAACAUGGAUCGAGGAAGAGGCCAAAGGGAAGGGGCAAGCAUGAGCAGAAAUAUUUACCCACAACAAUACAACUACCCCUCCUCGCAGAAUUUAGAGAUACAGGAACUGGCAUCUAAAAGAGUAGAUAUUCAAAAAAAGAGAUUUUAUUUGGAUGUCAAGCAGAGUGCUCGAGGCCGUUUUUUGAAAAUAGCUGAAGUCUGGAUUGGAAGAGGGCGACAAGAUAACAUCAGAAAAAGCAAGUUGACUUUAUCUUUGUCUGUUGCUGCUGAAUUAAAGGAUUGUUUGGGAGAUUUCAUUGAGCAUUAUGCUCACCUGGGUCUUCGAAGCAGUCAUUCUCAACGCAGUGACCAUGGAAGUGAUAAGGAGCACGAUUCCAGGAGGAGACCACAUCCAGUAUCCCCUUCGGGAUCUGUUGGAUCAGAAGAACCUACAACACACAGUGUUCUGAAGACUGAAUAUAUUGAAAGAGACAAUAGAAAAUAUUAUCUAGACCUUAAAGAAAACCAGCGUGGACGUUUUUUAAGAAUUAGACAAACUAUGACCAGAGGGCCUGGAAUGAUUGGCUACUUUGGCCAGAGUUUGGGUCAGGAGCAGACUAUUGUUCUGCCAGCCCAAGGAAUGAUUGAAUUUAGGGAUGCUCUGGUUCAGCUUAUUGAAGACUACGGAGAAGGAGACAUAGAAGAGCGAAGAGGGGGUGUAGAUGAACCCCCUGAGCUUCCAGAAGGAACAUCAUUCAGAGUGGACAAUAAGAGGUUCUACUUUGAUGUUGGUUCCAACCGUUAUGGCAUAUUUCUGAGGGUAAGUGAGGUUAGACCACCCUACCGCAACACUAUUACAGUUCCUUACAAAGUAUGGACGAGGUUUGGUGACAAUUUUAUCAAGUAUGAAGAAGAAAUGAGAAAAAUUUACAAUGGCCAUAAAGAAAAGAGAAUGGAUGUACGCGUGGACAGUAGUGAAGAGCAAGAGUGUCCUGAAUAGAUGAAAUGCCAAUGGAACACCAUAGAAAAAUAAUUCAAGUCUUUUUAUUGGAGACAAAUGCUAUAGUAUUUUAGAAGAUUUCCCCAUUUUUCAUUUUCUGUUAACUCCUAAUUUUUUAGCAGAAUACCUUUGGACAAAAAUAGUACAUCAAGAGUCUGGUAUCUAGGUUUAAUUACAACACAAAUACUCUUACAAGUGUACUAGCCUCCGUUGGAGCUGCUUCAAUAAUUCAAGACUUUUCCAGUAUGUUUUUGAUCAGCACAAAGUUCAACAUUUAAGAAACCUUAGGUAAGACUUGAAUUGCACUAUCAAAGCUAAUUACAUAUAUCUAUAUUUCUACUUUUAUAGAUGUAUAGAUAUAUUAUACACAUGAGAAAUAUUAUCUAAAACCUUUUUUUUUUUCCCUUUCUGUGCAUUUUAAUUUGAUAAAACAAAAGUUCUGCCAAGCUUAUUUA